UUUAGCUCUGACCAGAUUUUGGUUUUCAUGAUUUACACUCCAAUAUCACACCUAAAACCCUAUUUUCUUUAUCCUUUCUUUUUUAAACCAUAAAACCCUGUUUCUACUGGGAUCGAUCAGUGAUCCAAUUCUUUCAAUUCACUUUCUUCAAUUCACCUUUCUUUUCUUUAUCUUCUUGUUAUUGAAAUUACAUUCAGCUGUUCCAGUGGGGUAAUAAUGACUUCAAGCAAUUCGCCACCAACAGCAAUCGACAAGGAACAGAUUAUUGGUAUGGCAGAAAAGGAGAUGGAAUACAGAGUUGAAUUGUUUAACAAGCUUACCCACACAUGUUUCAACAAGUGUGUUGAGAAAAGGUACAAGGAUUCUGAACUAAAUAUAGGUGAAAAUAGCUGCAUUGAUCGCUGUGUUUCAAAAUAUUGGCAGGUGACGAAUCUUAUUGGGCAGCUGCUCGGUGCUGGUCGGCCUCCAAUGUGAGUGAAGAAUGGUGUCCUUGUGAGAUCAUUUUGAUUCAUUGCAGACUCUUUAGGUUAUUAUUUUGUUGACAAUUCUGAAUUGAUAAAAUUUUGGCCCUUAAAAAUAGAGUUUCUGAAAUUUGUUCUCA
Messenger RNA from Olea europaea var. sylvestris, 601 nucleotides. Its product is annotated as mitochondrial import inner membrane translocase subunit TIM10. The transcript has 5 exons. NCBI's taxonomy places the organism in Eukaryota, Viridiplantae, Streptophyta, Magnoliopsida, Lamiales, Oleaceae. Gene Ontology annotation, biological process: protein insertion into mitochondrial inner membrane. The coding region runs from base 217 to 474 and encodes 85 amino acids. Gene Ontology annotation, cellular component: mitochondrial inner membrane. The record is from RefSeq and is a predicted model, not a curated record.